AUGGACUCGCCUCUGGGCCUGUUCCCGCCAGGCAUGGAACACAAAAUGUACCCUCUGAUGGACGUGGAGCAUCGCGCGCCGCCGCUAGAUGCACAACUCUUCACAAAUGUCAAAAAGAAAUGGAGACCAAAGGGGCAACACAGCGCACCGCGUGGCGGCCCUCCUAGAUCGUGGACCAACGCCGAGCUUACAGAGGCAUUACAACACGUUUGGAACAAGAAAAUGACAACAAGCCAAGCAUCACGAAUCUUCGGUAUUCCGUACAAUUCAUUGCUGAUGUACGUACGCGGUAAAUACGGAAAGAGCCUGAAGUUAGAGCAGCUGAGGAAAGACUGUAUCGGCGGUCCGCUAGAUGUGCUGAAUCUUAACUCCGGCCAUAACAACAACAAUCAACCUUCAAGCAAACAUCACGAAAAAGACGAGCAUCAUAAUGCGAGCCAAAGACCGGCGAGUUCCGAGCCAGACAUCGCCUCGAAUCCAAUGUUUAAUCCAUUCCAACAAGGGUUUUACCCAGAGUUCCCACCAGGGUUCCCAAUGCCGCUCAACAUGCUGCAUCUUCUCCCGCCUAGCGAAAAAACGAGGGAACUGUACCAGUCGAUGCCCAUGGCUCUGGACUCGCUGUCAGGAACAACAAAAGAGGAAGAUUGUAAGAGUGAUAGAUCAAAGGAGAACUCAGCUGACGAAGAGGGAGAUACAUACCGCACGCCCUCACAUGUAGCGCAUCCGGCGGACAAUCGCACGCUUCUGCAUCACAACGGACAGGAGUAG
Molecule: messenger RNA, 768 nt
Organism: Arctia plantaginis
Lineage: Eukaryota; Metazoa; Arthropoda; Insecta; Lepidoptera; Erebidae
Source: the annotation of a GenBank genome assembly